GGACAGUUUCGGAAUAGUAAAAAAAUCUUUCUCACCACUAAUAAAAAUGUUGGAACCCUAAUUUUUAUCACUCUCUACUUCGUUCUUCUAUACCUCAGUUUCUCUCUGCCUGCGGCUGAGCAUUCCGAACGAUACAUUCGAUUUCGUUUCUGCUGAGUUGUGAAGAUGUUUACUUCAAGGAAGAAAAUCAGCAAGGAUAAGGGUGCUGAGCCAACUGAAUUUGAAGAGUCGGUUGGACAGGCUUUGUUUGAUCUAGAAAAUACCAACCAUGAGCUGAAAAGUGAGCUCAAAGAUUUAUACAUAAAUUCAGCAGUCCAAAUCGAUGUUCCUGGCAACCGUAAGGCUGUGCUUAUCCAAGUCCCCUACAGAUUAAGGAAGGGUUUCCGCAAAAUCCAUGUCAGGCUUGUUCGGGAGCUUGAGAAGAAAUUUAGCGGCAAGGAGGUAAUCAUUAUUGCCACCAGGAGGAUUGUUCGUCCUCCAAAGAAAGGUUCAGCUGCUCAGCGCCCCCGCAGCCGUACACUUACUGCUGUGCACGAGGCAAUACUUGAGGAUGUUGUAUUGCCUGCUGAGAUUGUUGGCAAGCGCACUCGUUACAGAAUUGAUGGAACAAAGAUCAUGAAGGUGUUUUUGGACCCAAAGGAGCGUAACUCAACUGAGUACAAGUUGGAUACAUUUACUGCAGUUUACAGGAAACUUUCAGGCAAAGAUGUCGUGUUCGAGUAUCCAAUUACUGAGGCUUAGGUUCUGUUUUUCAGUUGGUUUCUUUUUUCUUCUCAUGAAUUGCACAUUGGUGAAUGCUGUUUGUUAAAGUUUUGUUGACGUUGCCUUCUAUUCUAGAUUUUGUUGUGACUUUCAGAAAAAAAAAAACUUCGGCGUAAUUUAUUAAUGUAGCUUUUGAUAUAUUAUUUAUAUAGUAUCAGAAUGAUUUGCUUA
This is a messenger RNA of Trifolium pratense (red clover), 933 nucleotides long. Its product is annotated as 40S ribosomal protein S7-1-like. Gene Ontology annotation, biological process: translation; ribosomal small subunit biogenesis; rRNA processing. The coding region runs from base 166 to 741 and encodes 191 amino acids. The transcript is spliced from 6 exons. Gene Ontology annotation, cellular component: cytosolic small ribosomal subunit; ribosome; small-subunit processome. Gene Ontology annotation, molecular function: structural constituent of ribosome. The record is from RefSeq and is a predicted model, not a curated record. NCBI's taxonomy places the organism in Eukaryota, Viridiplantae, Streptophyta, Magnoliopsida, Fabales, Fabaceae.